Molecule: messenger RNA, 1614 nt
Organism: Eimeria tenella
Lineage: Eukaryota; Apicomplexa; Conoidasida; Eucoccidiorida; Eimeriidae
Product: threonyl-tRNA synthetase, putative
Exons: 9
Coding region: 1-1614 (537 amino acids)
Biological process (GO): threonyl-tRNA aminoacylation
Cellular component (GO): cytoplasm; mitochondrion
Molecular function (GO): ATP binding; threonine-tRNA ligase activity
Source: RefSeq, a predicted model, not a curated record
AUGGCCAAAGCAGCGACACCUCCGUGGCGGCUUUUCGUACUUUUCUGUUGCUGCGUAUACAGCAGAACACAUGCAUAUAAAGUGCCCAAAAUCCACUCAGACAGCCCAGAGCUUCCUUUCAACGGAGGACUCCAUGCGUGGAUCCCACAACAGAAAACGCAGCACAGCAGUACAGUGUUUCAAGUUCCCUCUCUUCCACUGCAUCAAUCUACUGUGCACCGUUCGCAUACGGGUCAGGCUCUAACAGGCACAUCUGCAGAGGAGCCCGUUUCCGAGACGAAUGGAAAUGAAAGAGAGCCACAACGCCGCAGGGACCACAGAACGCUAGGCACAAUGAUGGAUCUGUUCUGCUUUCCGAAGCCAAAGCUAGCGUCUAUGGGGGGUGUCGGGCCGGCUUUGCUGCCAAGAGGGCAGUGCUGUAUGCUGCAGUUGCAGCGAGCUCUACGUAAACUGCAAGAGCAACAGGGAUUUGAAGAGGUCCGCACAGGGUCGCUGGCGCAGGCUUAUUUGUGGCGCCGCAGCGGCCACAUGGAGCACUUCGCAGACAGCAUGUUUGAAAUUGCUGAUUUCAAGGCAGCGCAGAAGACUGACGCAUCUGGAGAGACAGUAGAGUCAGAGGAGCAACAAGAAAAGCCUGAGCAGAAUGGCUUACCGACUGAUACCAGUGGGGAUAACGGCACUUCAUAUUUACUGAAGCCGAUGAGCUGCCCUCUUCAUCUUUCUCUUUUCUUCGAACGUUCUGUCCGUUCAGGGUCUGAUGCGCCGCUGCGGAUAAGUGAAUUUGGGCAUGUGUACCGGCGCGAGGUGCCCAGCGCCCUCUCAGGCCUCAUGCGUCUGCGAGAAUUCACCCAGCCAAAAGCCCAUCACCCUGAAAUUCUCCGUGCCCCGAUUACAUCAUUGGCACAAUCGGGUGUCUCAGGAGACCUGGGAUUUUUUACGCGUUCCGUGGUGAGAAUGCGGCUCGUUUUUGAAUCUCACAGGCCUACCAGCAGCCAGGGCUCAGAGCAAGAGUGGGCCCAUGCGGAAGGACUUUUGCGCACCGCGCUGGAAGAGCUGAAUAUUCCCUGCAAGGUGGCCGCUGGUGAGGGUGCCUUUUAUGGUCCAAAGAUUGAUAUUCACGUUCCGAACGUGGAGAGACGACUGUGGCAAAUAGGAACGUUGCAGGUCGACAUGUUUUCGCCCAAGGCUUUCGCUCUCGAGCCAGUUCCAUCCACUGAGGACCGACUGUGCCUGCUCCACCGUGCAAUGUGUGGAUCUCUCGAGCGUUUCCUUUGUCUCGUCCUUGAGAACUCAGAUGGUCAUUUAAAGCCCUGGCUGGCGCCGACGCAGGUGGCUAUACUCAGUGUUGGAGAGGGGCAGGCGAGCGCCGCUGAUGCCUUAGGUAGGCGCCUUAGGCGGUCGAAUGUCCGUGUCUCAAUUGAUACGCGACCCAUCCAUAUCUCCAGAAAAUUGAAGCUAUACUUGAAGUACCGGGUCCCUGAAAUUUGGCUUAUGGGAACGACAGACCAGGAGAGGAACACGGUCACCGUGCGUAGGCCUCGCGGGGAGCAGCAAGUUGUGCCCGUCGAACGAGCUCUUGCGGCCGCAAGACGGCGGGCCAAGCUGCCAUUUUAG